AUGGGGAAUGUAAAGGGAAAACAUCGUUUGGAUAAGUACUAUCACUUGGCAAAAGAGCAUGGCUACAGAUCUCGAGCCGCAUGGAAGCUGGUUCAACUUGAUUCGAAGUUCGGUUUUCUCCGUUCGGCUAAUUCUGUGCUUGACCUCUGCGCCGCGCCGGGUGCAUGGAUGCAAGUGGCCGUCGAGAAGAUGCCCGUCGGAAGUUUAGUAAUCGGCGUCGACCUCGACCCGAUUCAACCAAUCAGCGGCGCCAUCUCCGUACAGGAGGAUAUCACCCAGCCUAAGUGUAGAGCGUUGGUUAAGAGACUCAUGGCAGAGAAUGGAUGCAUGGCUUUCGACUUGGUGCUGCACGACGGCUCGCCUAAUGUUGGUGGUGCGUGGGCUAGGGAGGCUACCAGUCAGAAUGCUCUGGUGAUUGACUCGGUUAAGCUCGCUACGGAGCUUUUGGCUCCCAAAGGAACUUUUGUCACAAAGGUUUUCAGAUCCCAAGAUUAUAUUGCUGUCCUUUUCUGUCUUAGACAGCUCUUUGAGAAGGUUGAAGUGGAGAAACCACAAGCUAGUCGUUCAGCAUCAGCAGAAAUUUAUAUUGUUGGUUUCAAGUAUAAGGCACCUGCUAAAAUUGAUCCGCAACUUCUUGAUGUAAAGUACCUCUUCCAAGGAGGUAAAGAGCCUCCAAAGGUGGUGGACGUUCUUAGAGGAACAAAGCAAAAGCGACAUCGUGAUGGGUAUGAAGAUGGAGACACAACAUUGCGGAAGGUCUGCUCUGCGGUAGACUUUGUUUGGUCUGGAUCUCCUCUUGAGAUCCUUGGUUCAGUUACUUCUAUAAAAUUUGAAGAUCCUGCAUGUUUGCCAAUCAAGGAUCAUACUUUGACAACCGAAGAGGUUAUAUCUUUAUGUGAUGAUCUUCGUGUCUUGGGGAAGCAAGACUUCAAGCAUCUUUUAAAAUGGCGUAUGCAAAUAAGAAAGGCACUAACUCCCACAGAGAAGGCUACUUCUGCUACGACGACUGUGGAACGGGAGGGCAAGGAAGAUGAAGAUGAUAAGAUACUUAAUGAAAUGGAGGAGCUGACGAAUGCUAUGGAGCAGAAGAAGAAAAGGGCAAAGAAACUUCUAGCAAAGAGACAAGCCAAGAUGGCAAUAUUUCCUCCUAGGUUGUCCUGUAUAUCAUCCCAUCACCCCAUCUUUUUCUCUGGGGGAAGAAAGAACUUGUGGCUGUUGAUAAUGAUGAAUAUGAUGGUGAAAAUGAUGAAAUUGGAAGUAGUGACAGCGAAUGAGGCUGUGAGGAAGCCCAAGGGGGCACAUCUAGUGAUGCAGACACUGAUGAAGAACACCAGCGGUAGUUGUUUCCUCUUAACUUGGACGUAUGGUGAGCAACUACAGGAGUUACUUGAUGAAGCCUACGAAAGAUUUGUAGCUAAACAGGAAGGAAGUACAAAGCAGAGAAAGCGUACAAAACAAGCCUAUUCGGAGGGCGAUCAACUCUUGGAGGGUGACGAUGACAAUAACAUGGUUCAUUCUGAUCGAGACUCCGAUAAUGAUGGAGAUCGUGAGGUGAAUCCGCUUGUGGUUCCACUCUUAGAGAAUGCACCGAGUCAGGAGGAGAUUGCAACAAAAUGGUUCAGUCAAGAUGUCUUCCUGGAUGCCGAUGAAAGAGAGGAUUUGGAGAAUGAUGAUAGUGAAGAUGAAAUGCAUAUGGAUAUGCCAGUCGAACAUCCCACAAUUCAGGAGAAGACAAUUGAAGAUUCACCAGAAAAACUCAAGGGUUCAAGAAAGACGAGUAAAUUACCGACAGUAAAAGUUUCCAAGGCGGAUGAUGAUUUUGAGAUAGUUCCUGCUCCACAUACAGACUCUAGUGAUUCAUCAGACGACUCAGAUGAAGACGACAUUGGUUCAAAAGCAGAGAUAUUGGCUUGUGCAAAAAAGAUGCUGACGAAAAAGCAGAGGGAACAGAUUCUUGAUGAUGCGUACAACAAAUAUAUGUUCCAUGAUGAGGGAUUACCGAAGCAGCUAGAAAAGGUACGGAAGAAGGCGAACUCUAUAUCGGAUCAGACAGAAAUAUCAGACCGUUCGAAGAGUAAAAUGAUCGAACAGCUUUAUAAGAAGGCAACACCUAAAAAACCUAAGAAGGAAUAUGUGGUAGCAAAGAAGGGCGUCCAAGUCAAGGCUCGAAAGGGGAAAGUUCUUGUUGAUAGACGAAUGAAAAAGGACGCCAGGAAGCAGGGAAUGAACAAGCGGGGGAAAGAAACAAAAGGAAAGCAGAAAGGUAAAUGA
This is a messenger RNA of Fraxinus pennsylvanica, 2271 nucleotides long. The record is from the annotation of a GenBank genome assembly. Lineage: Eukaryota; Viridiplantae; Streptophyta; Magnoliopsida; Lamiales; Oleaceae.